This is a messenger RNA of Nerophis lumbriciformis (worm pipefish), 6131 nucleotides long. The record is from RefSeq and is a predicted model, not a curated record. Lineage: Eukaryota; Metazoa; Chordata; Actinopteri; Syngnathiformes; Syngnathidae.
CGGCGACUGAUUUGAUGCUGAGGUCUGGCGUGACAUUUCGCAGGACUGGUUCUUCACAACUUGUACAACCUCUAAUUGGAGAGCAGAAUCUUUGCACUGGCAUUAUUAAGAUUAGGACAUGACUUGACUUGCACAGGGGGAAAGACACCUGGGAUUUAGAUUGACGCUUGGACAUGAUAGAUUUUAACAAGCACUUGAGUGUACUUUAGUGUGAGUUGAUGUCUAGUAUUGGACAGUAUGCUCAGUAAAAAUGAGUAAUUCAACGCAGUUUGGAUCAUAGUGAGAGCUGUUUUUAAUAUUCUGGUUGUCUUACUGGAUCUCAUUAGCAGGUGACAACAUUGCACACACCAAGGUUUGUUCUGAUAAGAGCAAUAAACCUUUGAACCACAAUGGACAUGGUCCAAGCUGUUGCAUGACUUAUGUGCAAACAUGAGCGCUACACUGUAAAAAAAAAAAAUCUGUAAAAAAAUGGUCAUCAACGAAAACCAUAAAAUUAAAGUAAAACAUUGUAAACCAAAUAAUGAUCAAAAACAUUAUAUUUACAGAAAUUUUCAUGAAACGUUUUGCGGAAAAAUAUCGUAAUUUUACAGAUUUUUACUAAAUUAUUAAGAUCAACCACCUUUAAUUAAGUGACAAUGCAAACAGUUCUGCAGAAAAAUACCUUUAUUCUACAGAGUUUUUCUGAAUUGUUAAGAUCAACCACCUUUAAUAAAGUGACGAUGCAAACAGUUCUGCAGAAAAAUACGUAGAUUGUUAGUAUGGACAUAGACUUUUAUAUAACAAGCUACAUAUUUAAUGAAAGAUAAUUACUGUAAUUUUACAUGAAUUUGAAAGUAAUUUAAGAAAACAGAAAAUGCUAUGUAUAAUUAAUUUGGUAUUUUUCUGUAAAAAAAUAGAAAUAUACAUAGUUUGUCAUUACUGGCAUAUUACUUAAAAUAACAGGCGGAUUGUUUAUUUACAGAUAAUGUCUUCAAUUCUACAGUUUUAUAAACUAUUUUAAAAAAAUAGAAAAAUUACAGUAGAAAUUUAGAGUAAAUUAAGCAUAAAAAUAGGAUUUUUUUUACAGUGUACGAAACAGAGUCACUUCUCUUCAUGUUAGAUCAGCGACAUUGUGUCCAAACAUGCUCUAAAACAGGCUUGGGCAAUUAUUUUGACUCGGGGGGCCAUAUUUAGAGAAAAAAAUGUGUCUGGGGGCUGGUAUAUCUAUUUUUAGGAAAACUAAUACAAAACCUCACAAUAAAGUCUGAUCGAAUGCUAAAAAUGUUAUGACAGACCGCCUUAAAAACGGAAUGGAAUUUUAAAUUUUUCUAUGAACGAUAAAACCCGAUAAAACCCUGAAUGUUGAGAACAUAUGAAAGUCACACCCCCUCUCCAUCCACAUAUUUUACAAUCAAGCCAAAUGCAACAAAAAUGCAACAAACACAGCGAAAUAUGAACGCGAAGGGUAAAAAAACUAGGGAUGUCCGAUAAUGGCUUUUUGCCGAUAUCCGAUAUUCCGAUAUUGACCAAACCCUUAAUUACCGAUACCGAUAUCAACCGAUACCGAUAUAUACAGUCGUGGAAUUAACACAUUAUUAUGCCUAAUUUGGACAACCAUGUAUGGUGAAGAUAAGGUCCUUUUCAAAAAAAAAAAAAAAAAAAAGAUAAAUAAAUUAAAAACAUUUUCUUGAAUAAAAAAGAAAGUAAAAUAAUAUAAAAACAGUUACAUAGAAACUAGUAAUUAAUGAAAAUGCGUAAAAUUAACUGUUAAAGGUUAGUACUAUUAGUGGACCAGCAGCACGCAGAAUCAUGUGUGCUUACGGACUGUAUCCCUUGCAGACUGUAUUGAUAUAUAUUGAUAUAUAAUGUAGGAACCAGAAUAUUACUAACAGAAAGAAACAACCCUUUUGGUUUUUUUUGGGUUGGUGUACUAAUUGUAAGUGUAUCUUGUGUUUUUUAUGUUGAUUUAAUAAAAAAUAAAAAUAAAUAAAUAAAUAAAAACAAUACAGAUAACAAAAAACCCCGAUACCGAUAAUUUCCGAUAUUACAUUCUAAAGCAUUUAUCGGCCGAUAUUAUCGGACAUCUCUUAAAAAAAACAAAAAAACAUCUACAAUCUGAUACAUCUGAUAUAUCACUAGGCUUUAGAACUUUCUUGUAAAAAUCUCCUUCUGCGUCUGUCCCUGGCACUCGCAUUUCAGGCUGGCCGCUCUGGAAACACUCUGUGGAAACGCUCCCCACCCACACUGCUUGGUGCCUCGUCUGAAAUGCCGUGACGUAGUUUACCAUAGUCACUAGUAGGGUUGUACGGUAUACGGGUAUUAGUAUAGUACCGCGAUACUAAUAAUUCAUAUUCGGUACCAUACCGCCUCUGAAAAGUAGCGGCCCGCCACACACUAAGAUUUUUUGUUAAAAUAAAGCCAAUAAUGCAAUGUUUUCCGGUCCCCUUUAUUUAGAAAAGUAUCGAAAAGUAUCGAAAUAAUAUUGGCAUCGGGACAACGCUAGUCACUAAAAUAUCAUGCCAAAGCACAGAUUCCAACCAUUGAAAUACUUUGUAUAGUUCAAGACUUACGGUAAUUAGAGAACAUCACUGCACAUCAUAAUGGCAGCUACAGUUUCCAUCCAAAAUUUGGGAAUAUCCGGCGGGUCAGAUUGAAAAGCAUGUGGCCCCCGGGCCUUAAUUUUUCCAGGUCUGCUCUAAAAUGUUCCCGGAUGCUUUCUGUGCUUCCAGGCAUGGAGGCCUUCUGGGGAGAUGCAGAGGACGGUAGUGAGGACAGCUCAGGACCCAGGAAGUCCAAAAUAAAGUCCCUGAAGUCUCGUCUUUUCGGGAAGAGUAAAAGAACCGGCGAGGAGUUCAACGCCAAACUCAGCCAGUCGACCAGUGACAUCCACGCGGGAGAGACACUCGGCUCGGAGGAAGAUUUAACAGGCCCCCAAGGGACGAUAGGAUCCCGGGCGCUGUCCCACGACAGCAUCUUCUGGGCCGAGGACGACCUGACAGACGAGGAGCCGGCGAAGGUUUCAUCACAGGAAAACGUUCACAGCAAAAUUAAAGCUUUGCAGAUGAAGCUUCAGCAGCAGAAGAUGCAUCUCGGACCUCCUCCCCUGGUUCUGCCAGUCAGGCGCCAAGAGGAUGUAGGAGGCCGCUCGGGGGACGGCUUUUCCCCUCAUAAGCUCCCUGGGAUCUAUGCAGCGGGGGACAUUACAAGCCAUGGACCCCUCAGCAAGAACACAUCGCAGCCAAGCUCACGCCCGCUUUCGCCCAUCUUCAAACCUCAAGCCUCUAAAUCCAGACCCAGCACCCCAUCGCCGACCAUUACCUUCUCCACCGCCUCUUGCGAGUCCCCCCUGGACUUCAGUUCCCCGGCCCUGUACACCUCUUGCUUGGACACGUCCGCAGCCCGACACCGGAUGUCUGUCAAGCCGCGAAACCAGAGGGCCAGCACCAAGAGGAGGGUGGUGGAGGUGGACAACCUAAACAACCACGCAGAACCCGUGCUGGAUCUUAGCUUUAAGCAGGAUGUGAUGGAAAAUCAUGGAACCAACGUUUUUUGUAGAACAUCUCAACAAUUCCUUCCAAACUCCUCAAAGAUGGACCCUCUCCAAACAGAGGCCGCACCAACAUCUUCUACUCUACCAGACCAAGCCUUACCUGGAAGAUUAUCCCCGAUAUCCUCCCGGGUUCUUCAAGUCAAGCUUCAGAGACAUGGAGUUGGAACGUCAAGCGAAAGACCACAUCCCUCCUUAGAACUGAAAGGAACAUCAGAAGAUUCCGGGUUUCAAAUCAAGACCCACGACAAGACCAGCACCCUUGGCAAGACUGGAUGGACUGAUAUAAAGGACGUCUCCACUAGCUGUGGAUCAACGGUGGCCAAGUCCUCACCUGUUUGUCUUCAGGAUCAAGCUGAAGCAGAUGGCAUAAGAGGGAUAAAAAGGCCCGGAUCUGGAUCCUUCCAUUUGUCCAACACUUAUGCCAAAAGCCGCACUGAGGUCAGACCCCGUUCGGGCAGUUUUGUGGGCUUCGUAGGGCAAGCGAGACACAAGACAGGAGCUGAGAAUGUAGCUCCUUCAAGCCAGGAGGAACUUAAAGAUCCACAACCCAGACAGAGACCCAUAACGGUGGGAAGACUUCGACAGGAGCAGAAAAGCUCUGUUCUUCCCUGGGAAAGGGACAAUCUGAAAACUGUGGAAUUGGCGAUGGUUCCUAAAACAGUCGGUCCGUCAGAGACUGCGGAGGCAAAGGAGGACGUCCAGGAAGAAGAAGAAAAAGAAGAAGGAAAGACGGUGUUUGGCUUUAAACUCCGCUCAACAUCCAACUCCAUGAGAUUCUGGUCCGACGGCUCUUCCAGGCGUCAUUCCAAGAUGUCUGAGGAGAAAAGUGGAGCUCUGAAUACACAAGAAGGUGGCGACGCCAUCGACGUGUGCAAAAAGGGCUCUGUGGGAGAUUUCACAGUGACAGAUCAAAAUCCCCUACGCCUACCUCCCACCUGGCCAGCAGAAGCCCCAACAGUCGUCUCCUCAAACCCGUCUGCGGAGUCUCAGUCCGCGCCACAGACCGCUUCGUGCGAGGUGUCCUGGAUGAGUCUGGCGAUAGAAAAGACCAGAAGCCUCCAUCAGCUUUUUGCAAAGCGGUUUCCCAAGGACUUUACUGGAGGGCAGUCCGCGGCGUGUCCACAAACCCCGCCCCAGCCGCCAAAGUCCGGCGAGGUCCUAAAUGGGACACAAAUCCACUCUCACACUGUAAGAUUGCAACAAUGUGUAGAUGAAGGUGGUAAAGGAGAACCGGAGCAAAGUAAGACAACAAUGAAGACAUGGAAAGAACCAGAAGUCCCACAAUGGGCGACACAAUCCCCCUUGCAUGCCGCUGCCCAAAGUAGACCAUCCCUUGCACAGUCUUACCCUACCUCAAGCCCGUCCUUGUGCAACUACCGAGGUCUCCAGCCGGUCGCCGUUUUACCCAAAUCUACGACAACGUCAGCCCAGACGUGUGCCUCCUCGUCCCCUCCAGUGGACGAGGAGAAAAGGACGGUGCUGGAAAUAGAGAGUCCAUCGCUGCUGGGGAAGAGGACAGUGUGGGCGGGGUCGGUCAGUGAGAAGGCCGCCUUCUUGGAGAAACAGGCAGAGUGGACUACUGGAGCUAAAGGGGUGGAGCUGAGGAAACCCCAAUCGGAAACAUCAAAGGCAUCUGGUGAACCCCCCGCACAGACGAAACCCCAAAGACAAGGUGCGUUGUCGUCCACGCAGUCCGAAACGCAACCCACGGCGAGGUUGACGAAAUGUGGUCUUUCAGAGACUCUGAGCCCCGCCAGAGUUCCCCGUGAGGAGAAGUGGAUGCGGAAAAACCCAGGGUCCUCGUCGUCUCCUUCUUCGUCACCCGUACUUCCGUCUCUGCCUGACGGCGGUCAGCCUUCCUGGAUGGAACUGGCCAAGAGGAAGUCCAUGGCAUGGAGCGACAAGACUAUGGACUGAGGAGGGCAACACAAAGUGAAUACACUCCCUUCACAUUUCAACAACUUUUUGUUGUCAACUUGGAUAUACUUUAGAGUUGUCAGUGAACCGAAGCUCCUAGGUGCCGGCAGCACUCGUGCAGCCCCAAACCAUGAUGCUACCACCACUUCACUGAAGCAUGACACAAUCAUCUUGGCACUCACUUGCAUUGCCAGAUGUUUAGUCAAUAAUAGCUUGGUGUGAUUUAUAUUUUUCAGUGGAUCGUAAAUCCAUACUGCUAUGCAAGUUUUACGCUGGCUACUCUAAAGUAUGUCCAAGUAUUCCUUCUAUAGUAUUGUCCAUUAGGAAAUAUAAUAAACUAUAUGCUGAAAUGUAAGGGGUGUGUUCACUUUUGUGAGACACUGUAUUACGACAUUAUUAGGUGAAUUACUAAAACAGGUACUGCAAAUAAGAGGAUGUUAAAACAUUCUUGAUUUAUUUACGAUACGUCUGUUUUGGUGAACCACACCUUGAAACACAGGAUUAUUUUUUUAACCAUUUAAUUCAUUUCUAGGGCAGUCCAGAAGGCUUGUUUAUUGAACUGUAAUAUACUGUAUAUUUUGUAUGUUAAUUAUCGUGUCCUUUAAAAAAAAUCCACUCCACCACUUUAAGAUAUAAUAUACUAUUACUGGAUGUGAUUUCACUCUUACCAAAAUUAUGGUUGUAU